UCCCUGGAAGCUCAUGCAUCGGGGUUACUACAUGUAAAGUACCUUGUUUUCACUCUGUUUUCAUUGUUCACCAAUGGUCCGCUGCCAUGACAACAGCAGGAUACACACACCGGUUAGCACUAUUAGCUAACGCCUGCUAGCAUUCGCGCAUCCUGCUGUGAGUGUCCUGCUGAACGGAGACAUGUUGCUGUCCGUGUUGUCUCCUGCGUGGAGGAGAGGUGCUCCUCACUUCGGUCUGUACAGGAGGAAGCUGCCGGGGAUCGGUGUGAGCUUCACAGUGUGGAGACACCUCCGGAUGAAGACACGUCCCGUGUCCCUCAGCGGCUGCAGGACGAGCAGCACACAGACACACAAGGAGGACAUUGACCUGUCCAAGUUCCCUGUGGACAGAAUCAGGAACUUCUGCAUCAUCGCCCACAUUGAUCAUGGAAAAAGCACCUUGGCUGACAGACUGCUCGAGAUGACUGGAGCCAUCGUGAAGACUGACAAGAACAAACAGGUGCUGGACAAGCUUCAGGUGGAGCGAGAGAGGGGGAUCACAGUGAAGGCCCAGACGGCCUCAUUGAUUUACAGCUACCAGGGGCAGCAGUUCCUCCUGAACCUCAUCGACACACCGGGUCAUGUGGACUUCAGUUAUGAAGUGUCUCGAUCGAUAUCCGCGUGUCAAGGUGUUCUGUUAAUCGUCGAUGCCAAUCAGGGGAUUCAAGCACAGACGAUGGCUAACUUCUACCUCGCAUUUGAAGCUCAGCUGACAAUCAUCCCCGUCAUCAACAAGAUUGAUUUGAAAAAUGCAGAUCCAGAGAGAGUGGAGGCACAGAUUGAAAAGGUCUUUGAUAUCCCACGUGAGGAGUGCAUUCGGAUCUCCGCUAAACUCGGAACAAAUGUUGAAAUGGUUCUACAAGCUGUUGUGGAGAGGAUUCCACAGCCCGUGGCAAGCAUUGACAGCCCAUUCAAGGCCUUAGUGUUUGACUCCAAUUUCGACCACUACAGAGGUGUGGUGGCCAACAUCGCUGUGUUCGGUGGUAAGGUCAGAAAGGGCGACAAGAUCGUGUCAACUUAUCUUGGCAAAACCUACGAGGUCAACGAGCUGGGGCUCCUUCGACCAGAUGAGCACCCAACACAGAAACUAUUUGCAGGUCAAGUGGGCUACAUAAUAGCAGGGAUGAAGGAUGUGAAGGAGGCUCAGAUUGGAGACACACUCUACCUUCAGGACCAGCCUGUCGAGCCUCUCCCAGGCUUUAAACCUGCUAAAGCUAUGGUGUUUGCUGGCAUGUAUCCAAUGGACCAGUCAGAAUAUCCAGGCCUCCGCAGCGCCAUUGAGAGGCUAACCCUGAAUGACUCCAGUGUCACAGUGCAGAGAGACAGCAGUCUGGCCCUGGGAGCAGGCUGGAGACUUGGCUUCCUGGGUCUUCUUCAUAUGGAGGUGUUCAAUCAGAGGCUGGAGCAGGAAUACAAUGCCUCCGUUAUAGUCACAGCGCCCACUGUUCCCUACAAGGCCAUCCUUUCCUCAGCCAAACUCAUUAAGGAACAUGGCAGUGAGGAGAUAACCGUCGUGAAUCCCGCUCAUUUCCCAGAGAGAUCGGUUGUGUCGGAGUAUCUGGAGCCCAUGGUGAUCGGGACCAUUCUCGCUCCAGACACGUACACUGGCAAGAUCAUGUCUCUCUGCUUGAACCGCAGAGCUAUCCAGAAGAACAUGAUGUACAUAGACGACCAGCGCGUCAUGAUGAAGUAUCUCUUCCCCUUAAAUGAAAUUGUUGUGGAUUUCUAUGAUCAGCUCAAAUCUAUGUCAUCUGGAUAUGCAAGCUUUGAUUAUGAAAGCGCAGGCUACCAGACUGCUGAUCUGAUAAGGUUGGACAUUCUGCUGAAUGGACGUCCGGUCGAAGAACUCACCACGAUUGUGAACAGAGACCGUGCCCACAAUUCAGGGAAAGCCAUGUGUGAGCGGCUCAAAGACUCCAUACCGAGACAGAUGUUUGAGAUAGCUAUACAGGCAGCUAUUGGAAGUAAGGUCAUAGCAAGAGAGACAAUAAAGGCAUACAGGAAAAAUGUGCUUGCCAAAUGUUAUGGAGGUGACAUAACACGCAAGAUGAAGCUGCUGAAGAGACAAGCAGAGGGCAAGAAGAAGAUGAGGCGUAUUGGAAAUGUGGACGUUCCCAAAGAGGCCUUCAUUAAUGUUCUGAAGAGAAAAGACAAAUAGACUGUGAUACCAUUCGAAUAUUGACAUGUAAUUUUAUUAUUAUAUUGAACAAGUCUUUAAAAAGCAGAGCUAGAUUUUUGUUUAAUAAAAUGGUCAUUGGUGCGUAAAA
This is a messenger RNA of Limanda limanda (common dab), 2306 nucleotides long. It is a transcript of the gene guf1, whose product is annotated as GTP binding elongation factor GUF1. The transcript has 17 exons. The record is from RefSeq and is a predicted model, not a curated record. Gene Ontology annotation, molecular function: mitochondrial ribosome binding; GTP binding; GTPase activity. Bases 182 to 2197 code for a protein of 671 amino acids. Lineage: Eukaryota; Metazoa; Chordata; Actinopteri; Pleuronectiformes; Pleuronectidae. Gene Ontology annotation, biological process: positive regulation of translation. Gene Ontology annotation, cellular component: mitochondrion.